Messenger RNA from Quercus lobata, 1542 nucleotides. Its product is annotated as putative receptor-like protein kinase At3g47110. Lineage: Eukaryota; Viridiplantae; Streptophyta; Magnoliopsida; Fagales; Fagaceae. The record is from RefSeq and is a predicted model, not a curated record. The transcript is spliced from 5 exons. The coding region runs from base 1 to 1476 and encodes 491 amino acids. Gene Ontology annotation, molecular function: protein binding; ATP binding; protein kinase activity. Gene Ontology annotation, biological process: protein phosphorylation.
AUGGAUCAUGGGUACACGUACGGUCUAAUUAAUGAGACGGACCGGUUGGCGUUGCUUGAGUUCAAAGCCAAGAUCACUGAUGAUCCUCUCCAGGUUAUGAGCUCUUGGAAUGAUAGCAUCCACUUUUGUCAAUGGCAAGGGUUUACCUGUGGUCGUCGACAUCAAAGGGUCAUUGUGUUGGACCUGCGAUCUUCGAAACUGGAUAAUAAUAAAAUAUCUGGCAAGAUUCCUACUGGGAUAGGAAAUUUGACCAAUUUGGAGAGACUAUACAUGUCGAAUAAUACAUUAUCAGUCAAUAGUCUCUCAUUCUCACCAAUAGAUAUAGACUUGUCAGGCAACAAAUUUACUGGUGUUCUUCUCAUGGAAAUAGGAAAUUUAAAAGAUCUAGAACACUUUGAUAUUUCUGAAAACAUGUUGUUUGGUGAAAUUCCUACAAGUCUUGGUAGCUGUGUAAAACUAGAAUUUCUAGCCAUGAGAAGAAACUUCUUCAAAGGAGUCAUUCCUUCAUCUUUGGAAUCAUUAAGAGGCCUCGAAACUUUAGAGCUUUCUAACAACAAUUUUUUUGGCAAUAUUCCAAGAUUUUUGGAGCACUUUGACUUCUUGCAGUUAUUGAAUUUGUCUUAUAAUCAAUUUGAGGGUGAGGUACCAACAAAUGGAGUUUUCAAGAACAUAAGUGCAACCGUGAUUAAGGGAAACAGAAAUUUAAUAUUGAAUGUAUCUUACCAAAGUCUCCUAAAAGCUAUAGAUGCAUACUCUACCACUAAUUUAAUUGGUGUGGGUAGCUUUGGAUUUGUAUAUAAAGGAAUUCUUGAUCAUGACAGACGUAAAGUUGCUGUCAAGGUGCUCAACCUUUUGCAGCAUGGGGCUUCAAAAAGUUUUAUUGUUGAAUGUGAGGCUUUACGAAAUAUCAGACAUUGGAAUCUGGUAAAGGUACUCAUAGCAUGUCCAGGUGUUGACUAUCAAGACCAUGAUUUCAAAGCAUUGGUAUACGAAUUCAUGACUAAUGGCAACCUAGAUGAGUGGUUGCAUCUGAUUUCAAGAAUAAAUGAGGUUCGUGAAGAACAAACAAAUUUGAAUUUUCUUCAAAGAUUGAAUAUUGCUAUUGAUGUUGCAAAUGCAUUGGAAUAUCUUCAUCAUUGUUGCCAUUCACCAAUUGUUCAUUGUGACCUCAAGCCUAGCAAUGUUCUUCUUGAUGAUGAAAUGAUUGGACAUGUUGGUGAUUUUGGCUUAGCAAGGUUCCUUUGUGAGGCCACCCAAGAGUGUUUCACUAAUCAAUCAAUCUCUAUUGGAUUAAAAGGAAUAGUUGGUUACAUUCCUCCAGAAUAUGGUAUGGGAAAUGAGGUGUCAACUUUUGGUGAUAUCUACAGUUAUGGCAUAUUAUUAUUGGAAAUGUUCACAGGAAAAAGGCCCACUGAUAACAUUUUCAAAGACGACUUGAACCUUCAUGAUUUCGUUAGAGGAGCUUUGCCCGAAUGAGUGAUUAACAUUGUGGAUCCUAUUAUUCUUUUGGAAAGAGAAGAUAUGGAAACAAGAACAAAUGAC